UGCUACUGCCAAACCGAGAGGAGAGUGUGUGUGUGUCCGGUGUGUAGCAUGAAGGAGAACACCGUAUUCACUCGAGCGCAGAAAUGACCAAAGACCCUCCGUCACAUUUCGACGACAUCAGAUAACGAAGCAGCGAACCGGACGGUACAAACGACACAUUUCACUACUGUUAGCCAGCGCUAUUGUCAUGUUUUCUGUCGGGGAAACGGGUCAACCGUAGCCACAGUGUCCGUCUGCGUCCAAACGGUGUGUAUCUGCGUCAGUGGCCGUGAUGCGUUUCAACGAGAAGGAGCUGGUGUCUCUGAGCCGCCAGCCCUCAGAGAUGGCAGCUGAACUGGGCAUGAGGGGUCCAAAGAAAGGAGACGUUGUGAAGAAGAGGCUGGUCAAACUCGUCGUCAACUUCCUCUUUUAUUUCCGGACAGAUGAGGAAGAGCCAAUUGGAGCUUUGCUGUUGGAGCAGUGUCGGGUGGAGAAGGAGGACAGCCAGACCUUCUCUAUUGCGUUUCUGGAUGAAGCAGAGAGGAAGUAUCUGUUUGAGUGUGACUCUGAGGAGCAGUGUGGGGAGUGGAUAGACUCCAUCAUCAAAGCGAGUUAUGAGUUCAUGAGGAAGAACCUUAUAUUCUAUCGGACUGAAAUCCACAGGCUCACUGGGAAGGAUCCCUUGGAGCAAUACGGUAUAUCAGAUGAAACUCGCUUCCAGGUCAGCAACGGUCUGCAACUUAUGCCUCGAGAUACCUCCUCCCUGUAGACCGGCGUCCUGUGUCCAGAUAUACUACAAUUUCAUUUUAGUUCACUCUGCCAUUCCUGCAUUCACUCCACACUGGUUUGAAAACCCACACAAUUAGCAUCUACACUCUAGCUUUUUAGGUCUUUACUGUCCUGCAAUAAAUGCGUUUAGUGUCGCCUCAGGUUUCUGAGGCCAAGCAAAGCUACAACUCAGAUUAUUCCUCCUGUGUCACUGUCAGUCAUCACAGGUUAUGCAGGGCUUUGGAAAACUCAACACUGUCUUAUUUUUGGCUCUGGGGAAUUUUACAUACCAUUUUCAAACUUUUGCCUUCAUUAAUCAAUUGUCAGUAUAAACCUGUUUUAUCGUGUGUUUUGUACUGGACAUGCUGUAUACUUGGACAAUGUUUCACAGCUUCAGGACUGGGGUUUAAUGAUUAGGGGAAAAUAUCUAAUUGUGACUUUUUUUCUGACAAAGUUGAAUAUCACUUUGUACCAGAUUUAAAACAUGUGAAUGAGCAUUACCACAUGAGACACCCCCCAUAGCGUUAGUGUCAUACAAGGAGGACAGCAUGAAUUUGUAAAGGCACUGAUGUAACCAUUUCAAUCCUGGGUCAGAUGUGCUGCGUACUGGUAAUGUAAAUUGUAGCCUUUGCAAUUCGCAAAUUGCAUUGUUUCAAUUUUGAUUUGAAAUCAAUAAUUGUUCGGCCGUCUCCAGGACCAUUUGUAAUAUGAGCACAAUUGCAUUUAACAAGAGUGAGCGCAGGACAUAUGAACGUUGGUGUAAACCAGUGUUAAUCUCAUCUCAAACAGGGUGCAUUAACCUGUUUGAAGAAGCUUACAAUUAAUACCCUGCCUACUUUGGAAAAUCUUUGGCAGCGUUACUGUCCUGAUUUGAACUACAUGAGCCCUUUGAUCUGCUGACUUGAGCCACAUAUUUGCUCAGUUUUUUGAGAAAAACACAUUUUCAGCUGUCCCAAUGUGUAUUUAUCAUGUAGCCCAUUUAAACUGUUUAGUUAAAAAAAAAAUCUAUACUUUUGCACAUACUUCUGGGUGUUGAGGGUUUUUCUUUUCUUUCUCUUUUUAAAAAAAAUAGUAAUUACAGCAAUUUACUUGAAGCUACUGUACUCUUUCUGAGGCACUUUGAAUCAGAUUCCUUUAGGUAAGCUGUUGGACCAUGUUGGAAAACCAGGCUCUUGAUAUGAUUCUGACAAUAUCACACCAACAUUUGCAGAGUUUCAGCAAAGAAAGUUUGCUCUCAGCUGUAUUCAUUGUAAGGGUUCGUUGUCGACAGCAAAUUGGUGAAAUGUUUAUGUCAUGAGUCAAGAAUCUUCCUACAAAGAGCAUAUGUCAUUGAAUGUGUCUUCAUUUUAAUUUUUGCACAUGGAAUGUGUUUAGUCUGUUUUUACGUAGUAAUAUUACACCUGUUUCACUGGCAUCUCUUUUUAUACUAAUAAAGCCAUUUGAACGACACUGUAAA
Messenger RNA from Stegastes partitus (bicolor damselfish), 2203 nucleotides. RefSeq names its product pleckstrin homology domain containing, family J member 1 (gene plekhj1). Gene Ontology annotation, biological process: endosome organization; retrograde transport, endosome to Golgi; receptor recycling. Bases 272 to 748 code for a protein of 158 amino acids. Gene Ontology annotation, cellular component: early endosome; recycling endosome; trans-Golgi network. The transcript has 6 exons. NCBI's taxonomy places the organism in Eukaryota, Metazoa, Chordata, Actinopteri, Pomacentridae. The record is from RefSeq and is a predicted model, not a curated record.